Sapajus apella (tufted capuchin) is the source of this 2173-nucleotide messenger RNA. It is a transcript of the gene PRKRIP1, whose product is annotated as PRKR interacting protein 1. Gene Ontology annotation, molecular function: double-stranded RNA binding; protein kinase binding; protein kinase inhibitor activity. Gene Ontology annotation, cellular component: nucleolus. The transcript is spliced from 6 exons. NCBI's taxonomy places the organism in Eukaryota, Metazoa, Chordata, Mammalia, Primates, Cebidae. The record is from RefSeq and is a predicted model, not a curated record. Gene Ontology annotation, biological process: negative regulation of protein kinase activity. Bases 60 to 620 code for a protein of 186 amino acids.
CUCUGUCGUCAUACUUGCGCGCCGCCGCCGCAGCUCGCUGGGAAAACAGGACGAGUGUCAUGGCGAGCUCAGCUGCCUCCUCGGUGCGACCGCCGAGACCCAAGAAAGAGCCGCAGACGCUCGUCAUCCCCAAGAAUGCGGCGGAAGAGCAGAAGCUCAAGCUGGAGCGGCUCAUGAAGAACCCGGACAAAGCAGUUCCAAUUCCAGAGAAAAUGAGUGAAUGGGCACCUCGACCUCCCCCAGAAUUUGUCCGAGAUGUAAUGGGUUCAAGUGCUGGGGCCGGCAGUGGAGAAUUCCACGUGUACAGACAUCUGCGCCGGAGAGAAUACCAGCGACAGGACUACAUGGAUGCCAUGGCCGAGAAGCAAAAAUUGGAUGCAGAGUUUCAGAAGAGACUGGAAAAGAAUAAAAUCGCUGCAGAGGAGCAGACUGCAAAGCGCCGGAAGAAGCGCCAGAAGUUAAAAGAGAAGAAAUUACUGGCAAAGAAGAUGAAACUUGAACAGAAGAAACAAAAAGAAGGGCCCAGUCAGCCUGAGGAGCAGGGGUCCAGCAGCUCUGCGGAGGCGUCUGGAACGGAGGAGGAGGAGGAGGAGGUGCCCAGCUUCAUCAUGGGGCGAUGACGUCUGCUGCAGCUGCUGCCUGGAACCCAGCUCGUGCUGAGAGCAGAAGGGAAAGGCGGCUGUUUGACUUUCUCCCCCCGAGAGGUCCCGCUGGAUGGACAGCAAAGGAGACCCUCCCGAGCUGCUUGCAGUCCUGCCUGUAGCAGGGUUGGGAGGCCGAGGGGCCACCUCCCCGGCACACGAAGGCACUGCCUUGCAGACGGCAUCCACUCUCCUGGUAAAAGGGGACAGAGAGCUUCACCUUGUCAUAUUUGAAUGGCGAUGAGUUUGGGGCUGGUUUCUGGAAAAAGAACAUUUAUUUAGUAAAGAGCAGAACACCCUUGGGUUUUGUUGGGAUGUGUGGACUGUGAGUCACAGAUACUCUGGAGAAGGCUAGGAGAUGCCACCAUUCCCACAGGGACUGAAAACUCCACAGGCCCCAUUAUGCGGACCUGGUCCCAGGCUCAGUGAGGAGGUGCCCUCAGCUGUGGGGCUGGCCUGUGUUGCCAGCCCAGGCCCCCACUCACCCUCGUGGGAAGUGGGGACCAUGCCCAAGAAGGUCUGCUCCCACCACAGCUCCCGGUGCCCCGUGUGUUCUGGGAAGCCCCGGGUGUGCGCAGGAAGGCCUGGGCUGGGAACUCCACCAGGGACUGGGCCACAGGAAGGGCGUGUGGUGUGUGGAAAGUGCUGUGGAGGAAGAGCAGGUGGCCAGAGGAUGACCAGCCGGAGAAUCCAGGCUGGGCUGAGCCAGAGCAGAGGGCGGGGGAAUCCCAGCCGUACUGGGGUUCUUUACCAACAGCUGCGUUUUCAUCCCGAGGUGGAACGGGGUCUAAACAAAUGGGCUGAGUGGCAGGACUCUGUCAAGUGGGUGGAGCUCCUCAGGACUGAAACCGCUCGGGGCUUUCCUUGGGGUCACAGCAGCUGGGCCGGCAGGGAGGGGGUGGAUCUGCUGUGUCCUCAGGUGGUGCAGCCCCAGAUCAGUGUCCAGGCGCUGGGCCCAUGCAGAGAAGGCACCUGCAGAGAGCAGGGCAGCCCGGCACAGCGACUAGUGCCUAGAAUCCCAGCUCCUCGGAAGGCCAAGGUGGGAGGACCACUUGAGUCCAGGGAUUCAAGUCCAGCCUGGGCAAUAGAGCGAGACCCUGUCUCGUAAAAAACGAUGAUGAUAAACACAGAGGCCGGGGCACUGUGCUGGGAGCCAGGGUGCCUGGGGGGAGCUGAGACCAACCUUUGACCUCCAUGUUUCAGGCCAACAGGGGCAACAGAGAGAGUUUCUAGGUAGGGCCUUGGCUCCAGUUUUGGAUGAUUUCGCUCUAAGUUUCUAAGUAUAUUUUGCGCCCUUUACACACUUUGAUAGAAUUAAGGAAAUAGUGGUUUUGAAUGAAGGGAAAGGAAACCCAGAAACAUUUGACAUUUUAUUUCUGUGGUGUAGAUUUCCCCGGCUCCUCGCUGAGCCCUGUGACAUCUGUGAUAGCUCCUGUCCCUUCAUUGGUUCAUGUCACAGGGAUUUUCUUUCCCAGGAAGCGGACACGGAGAAGCAGCCUUAAUAAAUGAGCACACGCCCUGGCCGCACAUUU